This is a messenger RNA of Anopheles stephensi (Asian malaria mosquito), 3060 nucleotides long. RefSeq names its product zinc finger protein 43-like. The transcript has 2 exons. Bases 475 to 2688 code for a protein of 737 amino acids. The record is from RefSeq and is a predicted model, not a curated record. NCBI's taxonomy places the organism in Eukaryota, Metazoa, Arthropoda, Insecta, Diptera, Culicidae.
AGGCGCUUCCGUGGACUGCAACUCCGUACGUCAAAGGGCAAAACGUCAAGACGCUCUAUCUUUCACUACUACCACCAACCAGCACCUUUGCUUUUGCCUGUUUGAGCAACAAGAAUUGAGCCCAAAAGUGUCCAAGAAUUGUAUCGAAAGGCGAAGAGACUGCCGAAAGUGAUAAUAUUUGACCGCUCGCUCAGUUUGUGGUAUCGCAGAAAAGGCGAUAUUGAGGUGCAAAGAAUGUAAACGUCAGCGGGCGAGAGAUCAGAGUGCACGAUGAAAAACUGUGUGCGUGCGUGAGUGAGUGCGUGUGCGUACGUGCGCAAGUGUGUGUGUGUGUGUGUGGUUGUGUGCGUGCGCGAGUGUGUGGGGAAAAGCUUUUACGCCCACCCCGUGUUGCCCGCCCCCAUCCCCCCCCUUUUUUCCGCCCGCCACCCCCCGCAACAUCCCGGAGGACGAUCCGCCAACAAUCGUCCGGAGAUGGAUGCAGCCGUAGCACCACCGCCGCCGCCGCCAGCAGCACCACUACCACCACCAGCACCACCGAACGAUGUUUACGAUGUCAUCAAUCAAAAGGAAUGCGGAAUAUGUCUCACGUUCCGGACGGAGCAGAUCUGCUUCGACAUGUUCAUGCCCCGGGAGGACGACCUGAAGGAGAUACCGUAUCUGGUGUGGAAGCAUGUCGGGCUCCAGUUCCCACAGGAGACGGGAAAGCACUACGUCUGUCGGGACUGCGGGAAUGCGGUGUACGAGUUCAAUCGGUUCUACCUGAUGGUGCAGAACGUACACCAGGAGCGGCAGGCGGCGGCGUUACAACAGGUCAAGCCAGAACAGAGCGAGCCGACAGUGGCGGAGGAAGCGGUCCAGAGCAUCAGUCAUCAGCAGAAUGGGCAUCAUGGCGAGAUGAAGCUGGAUGCAGCACCACCACCACUGCAGGUAGAUGGGACCGGCGGUGGUAGUGGGCUGCCGGUACAGGACGUUCCGGAGUGCGGUGUGAAGCCCGAAACGAACGGAAUGCCGGGACGGGGCAAUGGGGCGGUCGACGGUGCGGUGGAACCGAUGCAAGGGAUGGCUUCGUACGUGGCGCUGAACGACACGGAGCCGGAAAGUAGUCGAAUUCGGCCCCCGGUCGGCACACCGAGCCGGAAGCGCAAGAACCAAGAGAUGGACGAGGAGAUUAUCGACUUCUACAAGCUCGUGUGUGACGUGUGCGAGGAGCGCGUAGAGUACGGCACGAUGAAGGAGCUGAACCAGCACAUGAAGCAGAUGCACGGCGAGGAGUCGGGCCGGGUGAGCUGUCCGCAGUGUGGCAAAAUGUUCCGGACGCGGGUGAAGCUGCUCGAGCACAAGAAUGUACACCUGCGCCAGGACACGACAUCGGAGGACGACGCGGAGAAACUGCAGUCCGAGCAGAUGGACAAAGAGAUUUUGGAAUUUUACAAGCGCAUCAGCUGCGAACUGUGCGAUUCCAGCGCAACCGGUGCUGGUGCUGGUCAACAGUCUGCCAGCAGCACGCUGUACGCGACCGUCAAGGAGCUGAACCAUCACAUGCGGCUGGUGCACGGACAGCAGGCCGGUACGGUGAAGUGUCCGCUGUGUGAGAAGAAAAUCCGCACGCGGCCGAAACUGCUCGAACACAAGCGCUCGCACCAAACGCCAAACGUGCUGCUGGAGGAGGAUUCCGGCAAAUCGGGCAAUGCCGGCGGUGAACCCGGUCCCGAGCUGACGGAAGAACAGAAGCAGACGCUAGAUAGAGAAAUAUUCGAUUUCUACAAACCAAUUAUAUGCGAGAUUUGUGAACCGGAGCGAGCGGCAACCGGCCAAGGGGAAACGGGUCCCGCUGCCGGUGGCCAGGGCGAGCCGGGAAUGGUAGUGGCGAUGGCGGCGGCGGCGACGGCGGCGGUGGCGACGGCGGCCACGACCGAGGAAGAGUACCGAUCGCUCAAGCAACUGAACCAGCACAUGCGGACGGUGCAUGGACUCGAAUCGGGCACGAUCAAGUGUCAGCUGUGUGCGAAAAAGUUUCGAUCGCGCGUCAAGUUGAUCGAGCAUAAGGAGAUGCACCAGAAUCCGGAACGGUUCCGGUGCGGCGUGUGUCAGGAGGUGCACCAAAACCUAGAGGAACACAUUCAGAACAAGCACCAGGAGUGGGAGUUUGCGUGCGAAGAGUGUGGCAAGCGGUUUCCCUUCAAGAACCGGCUGACCGCCCACAUGGCGAAGGUUCACAUGAAGAAGGACAUUAUCUGUGAGGAAUGUAACAAACCAUUUACCAAGUUUAGCAUCGAGAAACACAAAAAAACGGUCCACGGUGGUGGCGGCGAGAUGUUCCUGUGCAAAAACUGCCCCAAAACGUUCAAGACGCGCGUUUCGCUCGAGCGACACAUGGAGGGCCACAAUAACGGAGGUGAGCAGCAGCCGGUGGGUUCGGCCGCUACCGUAAUCUGCGCGAUUUGCAACUCGGUGCUGAAGGGCAUGUACAACCUGAAGGCACACAUGAAGCGCGUGCACGUCGAACAAACGCCGGCCACUUGCAGUACGUGCGGCAAAACGUUCAAAUCGAAGCACAGUCUCAAUACGCACACCGCGAACGUGUGCACCACGCGACAGUUUGGCUGCACGCACUGUGGCAAGCAGUUCAAGAAGCGGACAAAGCUGAAACAACACAUGACGAUUCAUGCGCGCGGCGCCGACUAAACGCCGUUUCGGGGCGCGAUAGAUGGGGGCUAACGACGAGAAUUAACGUAAUAAUAUUAUUAUGUAGUAUAUAGUAUGUACGUUUAGGGGAUUGAACUACAACCAUAUUACGAGUGGACGGUAUCGUGAAAGGAACGAGGGCCUAUUUGACCACCAAAUCGUUCUCGAGAACGAGAGCGACGGAAAGACCGCCGGUAGUACUGUAGGCGUGUUUGUGAAGCACGCCGGCCAAAAGUAACGCGGCCAUCACGUUCGGCACCUUGCUCGUGUGUCGAUACCAGGGCAAGAGUGGACAAGUUGACUAUGCUGAUGGACUCCUGAAGAGGGGGAAAAUGGAACAUAAAAUAAAAUAUUUUUUGUUUUAGCGGCUUA